AUGUUUCCAACAACAAUCAGUCGUUUGUUGCUGCUGCUGUUACUCUUCUUACAAGCAGGCAUGAUUCAUCAUGCACUUUUGGUUCCAAAUGAAACUCAUCGAUGGGAUUCUUCCUCAACUGCAAAUUUGAGAAAGUUUUUCGUUCGUCCCAAUUUUCAAGAUUUCACUAACAAGGCUCAACAGCAAGGAGGAGCAGUAGUGGAACUCCAAAAAAAAUGGAUCGACAACAACCUCGCUCCGUCGUCUUUUUGGGAUUCGGAAUCGCAUCAUCAUGUUCAACCUGAAUUUAUGAAUUGCACCCAGGAAAUUCCUUGUUCAUCGGUCAGCAAGGCUUUGCAAGUCAUGAUUCAAUUAUUCAAGUCUAAAAUUAUUGAAAAAUUAGAAGGAAAAAUUGUGUUAAUGUCCAUGCUUGAUGGAAACAAUAUUUAUGGAAAGGAUCAGUGUAAUAUUCAACAACAAGAUCCUGUGAUCUUUGAUCAUCUUGUGAUAGAAUCUUUCAAUCAAUCCAAAAUUAUAUUUGCUUGUGAUAAAUUUUCCAUCUUUUCCUAUCUCAAAGUGAACGACAUGCUGCUUGACAAUGUGGAUCUAUUCCAAGCAUCACUUGUAAUGAUUUCUGAUCUAUAUGCACAGUCAAUACGCUUUCAUAGAGUGAACAUGUCACAAGUGGAACUUUUAGUGGCUAGCUGGGAUACGUACAUUUCAACGCACAUAUUAUUUACGAGUGUGGAUGUUUCUAAUUCACGUUUUGGAUUUAAUGGUAUACCAACAGUAUCCUUUCACAAUGCCUCGAUUUGGAAUUGUAACAUUUCAACCCGACUCCCAAUACGCAUAGAUGUUCAAUAUUCAAAAUUUGUAAACUCACAACUUUUUCUCUCUCCAGACCUCCAAAAAGCUACUAACAGCCUGAAUGUGACUGGUUCAGAUUUUAUUGGAUCAGAAACUACAAUAGCCUUUUUCAAUGAGAUAGUGUUCCAAGAGGUACUCUUCUCUGAAAAGAAUCAGUUACGUCUCAUGUAUUCAGAUAGUGCUUCUUUUUUCAGCGUCACAGCGAUACAUUCACAACUCUACAUGUUGCUUAAUGGAGUGUUGGAAGUAACAAUGCAAGAUUUACAAUUUCGCUCAAGUCAACUAUUGGAUGACAACAAUGUCAUGAUUGAGAUGUCUGCAUGUUACUCUGCAACAUUAACAAACUCUAUAUUUUCUCACAAUAAGGGAGUAUUGAUUAGAAUUGCCAAUACCUAUAAUUUUAUACUGUCCGAAACCGAAUUUUCACACAAUGAAGGAGGACCUUGUAUCAUGGUAUCAGGUACCUCUUCCGAAGAAUCCUCAACUCAACAAGUUGUUAGCUCUCAAUUUAUUAACAAUACAUGUUCUCUUGGAGGAUGUGCCAUACAGCUUGCUAAUACCGAACGGACUCUUAUUAAUGAAUGCGAAUUUAUUCAAAACACUGCAACAGAGCAAUCUGGAGGCGCCCUUCACAUUACCCAUGUCAAUUGGGUUGAAAUGACGUACAAUGAAUUUAUUCAAAACAACGCAAUGAUAUCUGGAGGCGCCAUUUACGCCAUCACUACGAAUUUUUUACUAACUCACUCACAUAUGCAACAAAAUAGUGCUCUUUCGAAAGGAGGUGCAAUUUUUUCGAAAAUUAUGUCUGACAGCAAUCAGUCUGGCAAGAUCACUUUUGAGGUCACGAAAAACACAUGCUACAACAACACGGCUGGAUUUUCUGGUGGAUGUUGGUUUUUUGAAGAUGAUUCGUCCUCGUCAUUGACACAAACUAUUGAACAGGGAACAAAUUUUGUGAAUAAUGUUGCACAUUCUUUUGGAAAUAGUCUGGGAAUGCCUUUUCGAAAUAUUAAGUAUGAACUUGUGAUUCAAUACAGUCCUGAAGAUGUCACAAUUUUUAAAGGAAACAACAUUUCUUCUAUAGAAAAACCAACUCUGUAUCUGUAUCCCGGACAAUCGAUUCCUCUUAUAGAAUUACAUUUAUGGAAUAACAUUUCAGAGCCAGUUUCAUUUUUAGAGACGCCGCUGAGCUCUACAUUGAAGAAUCCCUCCAAUGCGCUAAUUAGUUACCGACGACAUGUGUCAAAUUCUAAUAGCACGAAUGGCGUCCACUCUCACUCGAUGCAAGUUCACAAUUUAACAAUCUCAUUAUAUUCUCCACAUGACAUUCAUUCUGUAAUUCAAACUGCAUUUGAAUUGGACAAGAACAAUCAAAUUGAAAUACUGAUUCACAUUCAAGAAUGUCCUUCAUCUGCAACUCUUGACAUGUUGAUGGCUCCAGUGUCAGAAACGUAUUCAUGUUUACCAAUCACUCCGAUACCCUUUGGCGUGAUUAUUCCCGUAGUUUCUGUAGUUUCCAUCACACUGUUUUCAGUGUUCCUCUUGUUGGUGUUUUUGUUAGCGAAAGUGUUGAGAAACGUGACUAGAAAAUUGAAACGAUUGGAACUGAAAGAAGAUGCUGAGCAAAGAUUGGAGAAGAAGUUGUUGCAAAAACAUGUCAUUAUUGAAGAAGGAAUAUUGGUAGACGAAUAUGAUCAAGAUGAGAAGACCCGCAAGAAUGAUGUUUAUAACGAACAAACAAGCUUGUUAAUUAAUCAAAAGACACAUUCCUCAAAAAGCCAACAAAAAAAACAUUUAAGUUGGAUUAUUUCGAUUGAUCAAGUCGAUCUCAUUCGAAGAAUUGCAGAGGGAGCAAAUGGAACUGUUUAUUUGGCAUCUUGGAAUGGAACAUUAGUGGCCAUGAAAACUCUAAAGCAACCAUUAUGGAUGGAUGACUUACACGACAAGGAUGACGAUGAAUUUGAAAAAGAAGCCUUUUUACUUUCCUCAAUUCGACAUCCAAAUAUUAUUCAAUUUUUUGGAGUAAUUUUGACUGGAUGUAAAAAGUACAUGGUUGUUGAAUUUAUGGAAAAGGGAAGUUUGGCACAAUUAAUUUAUCAAUUACGAACAGGUUCACAACAAUUAUCAAUAUUUGGUAAAAUUGAUAUUCUACUCGGAAUUGCCAAAGGCAUGAAUUAUUUACACUCAAUGAAACCACGUGGAAUUAUUCAUCGAGAUUUGAAACCAGCAAAUAUUUUACUUGAUCAAAAUAUGAACGCCAAAAUUUGUGAUUUUGGAUUGAGUCGAAUGUGGAAUAGUAACACGGCUCAUAACUCGGUAACAACGAAUGUAGGAACUUUAUUUUACAUGUCCAAUGAAAUGAUUAGUGGCAUGAAUUACAACCACAAAACCGAUGUAUACAGUUUUGGAAUUAUCAUGCGGGAGCUCUUUUUUGAAGAAACACCCUAUUUCUAUUCGAGUUCAAAGUUUCCACAAUCAUCCAACUCGACACCAAGUGAAUUGUCAUCCUAUCAUGCACUUUCGAAAGUAUUACGAGGAGAACGACCACUCAUUCCAUUCGACACGAAUAAUCCAGACGAUCUACGAGAAUGGAUUUUGAAAUUUUCAUUCAUGACUUGCUCCACUCGACAUGGAAAUGAAGAAGAAAAUGUCAAUCGGUGGUGUGAAAUUUGCAGCGAAUACAUUCAACUCAUGAAACAAUGUUGGAAUGCCAAUAACCAAGAAAGACCCAAUUUUCAUGAAAUUAUUCAUCGACUUUCGAGUUGGAUCAGUAAGAAAUAG
This is a messenger RNA of Naegleria lovaniensis, 3627 nucleotides long. RefSeq lists its product as uncharacterized. Gene Ontology annotation, biological process: protein phosphorylation. The coding region runs from base 1 to 3627 and encodes 1208 amino acids. NCBI's taxonomy places the organism in Eukaryota, Heterolobosea, Eutetramitea, Acrasida, Naegleriidae. Gene Ontology annotation, molecular function: ATP binding; protein kinase activity. The transcript is spliced from 3 exons. The record is from RefSeq and is a predicted model, not a curated record.